Messenger RNA from Raphanus sativus (radish), 770 nucleotides. RefSeq names its product protein C2-DOMAIN ABA-RELATED 3. The coding region runs from base 26 to 622 and encodes 198 amino acids. The transcript has 2 exons. The record is from RefSeq and is a predicted model, not a curated record. Lineage: Eukaryota; Viridiplantae; Streptophyta; Magnoliopsida; Brassicales; Brassicaceae.
UUCGUCUGUCUCUUGUCGGAGAAGAAUGUCGCUGAUGGAUAAUCUGCUAGGUAUCCUCCGCGUUCGCGUCAAACGCGGCGUCAACCUCGCCGUCCGUGACGUUUCCAGCAGCGAUCCUUACGUCGUUCUCAAGCUUGGCCGUCAGAAACUCAAAACCAAAGUGGUGAAGAAAAACGUAAACCCACAAUGGGAAGAAGACUUGACCUUCACGGUCACCGACCCGAACCUCCCGCUCAAUCUGGUUAACUAUUUCUUAAAUUUAACUAUAACAUUUUCUAAACCGGACCGGUUGACAAACUUUUAUAAUCAUCUCUGGUUUGAAUUAAAACAGGUUGUGUACGACCAUGACUUAUUUAGCAAGGAUGAUAAAAUGGGAGACGCAGAGAUCGAUUUGAAACCCUACAUUGAAGCUCUACGAAUGGAGCUAUCCGGUUUACCAGACGGAACCAUCAUAUCGACGAUCCAUCCGAACCGCAGCAACUGUUUAGCCGAGGAAAGCUACAUACGGUGGAGCAAUGACCGAAUCGUUCAGAGCGUUUGUCUCCGUCUACGUAACGUGGAGCGUGGUGAAGUUGAAAUCGAACUUCAGUGGAUUGAUCUCCCUGGAUCUAAAGGCUUGUGAAAGAAAAAUUAUAACACUUAUCUUAUUGGGCUUGGCCCAUUAUAUUACACAAUCCGAGGCCUUCGAAGAUGACGGUUCGGUUUGGUGAUAUAUUUUAACAACAAACAGUUUUAAAUAAUAAUUAAUAUUUUAAUUAUGUGUGUGUGUG